This is a messenger RNA of Prunus armeniaca (apricot), 1116 nucleotides long. NCBI's taxonomy places the organism in Eukaryota, Viridiplantae, Streptophyta, Magnoliopsida, Rosales, Rosaceae. The record is from the annotation of a GenBank genome assembly.
AUGCAGGGGGGCAGAGGCGGUCCAGGUGGCAGGAGUCCUUUCUCUGAUUUCAAUGAUCCGUUUGCUGGUUUUGGGGGGUUUGGUGGAUUUGGGGGUCAGAGGAGUUUGAUUUCUAAUCUUUUUGGAGGAAGGGAUCCAUUUGAUGACCCUUUCUUCACUCGCCCAUUUGGAGGUAUGUCUCCGUUGGGAGGUAUGGCCCCGUUGGGAGGUAUGUCCCCGUUUGGAGGUAUGCCCCCGUUUGGAGGUAUGCCCCCAUUUGGAGGGAUGUUGGAGUCGAGUUUUUUUGGUCCAGGUGGAGGCAAUUUUCCAGAUAUGCAGCCAACUGGGUUCAUUGAGCAUCAGGCUCCAGAGCCUAAGAGACCAAGGGGCCCAAUCAUUGAGGAAAUAGACUCUGAUCAUGAAAAUGAAGAUGCUGAUAAUGAGAAAAAAGAAAAUCCUCGAAAACGCAGUGGACCAAGCAAUGAACCUUAUGUUGAGGAUCCUGAUGAUGAAGUUGAAGAGAAGAGCAGCAAGCAUUUGCAGCAUAGGGACAACUAUAACCGGUAUAAUGCUAUGCAAUCCCAGCCUCAAGCUCAUAGCUUCACAUUUCAGAGCUCCAGUGUCUCUUAUGGUGGUGCCAAUGGUGCAUAUUAUACUUCAUCCAAGACAAGAAGGAUGGGGAGUGAUGGGUUGGCUUUUGAAGAAAGUAAGGAAGCUGAUACUACUUCUGGGCAGGCAACACACAGGGUAUCUAAGGGGCUCCGCAAUAAGGGCCAUUCAAUUUCUAGGAAGCUCAAAACAGACGGUAAGGUGGAUACAAUGCAGACCUUGCACAAUCUUAACCAAGAUGAGAUUUCCGGUUUUGAAGAAGCAUGGAAAGGAACUGCUAAAAAACAUUUGCCUGGAUGCACUGAUAAAUUUGGUGGUUACGAAAAUCUAGGAGCUAGCAGCAGUGGACGUGAGGAGGCUAGUCGGGGAGGUUGGGCGCUUCCUUCCACCGAGAGUUCACAGAACCCUGGAAAUAUGAUGUCAGAUGCCAAAGAGAAGGCAGGAUCUUCCCGUUCGAACCAGUCUGGUAGGAAGAGAGCAGAUGUUAGGGACAAGAAUGGUUAUUCCCGUGGGAAAGCAAGAGAUUAG